Messenger RNA from Polypterus senegalus (gray bichir), 3224 nucleotides. Its product is annotated as ras-related protein Rab-5B. Gene Ontology annotation, molecular function: GTP binding; GTPase activity. The record is from RefSeq and is a predicted model, not a curated record. Bases 215 to 868 code for a protein of 217 amino acids. Lineage: Eukaryota; Metazoa; Chordata; Cladistia; Polypteriformes; Polypteridae. The transcript is spliced from 6 exons.
UUACUCUUGUCUGUCACAGUACCGCCCCGCCCCACGUUUAAGGAGUUGGUUGAGAAGCGGGUGUCUCCGCUGCGCUGAAAGGAAAGCGACGGCCUGGAGCAAAAAGGUUCUGGAAUAGUCAGUUGAUCCAGAGACUGGCUCUAUCAACGGAGGUCCACACAUACACCCCACUUCCCUCUUUCCCUGCCCCCUGAGGCGGCGUCCUCCACUGGCUAUGGCAGGCCGCGCAGCUUCUCGUCCCAAUGGCCAGUCUCAGGCUAGCAAGAUCUGCCAAUUCAAACUGGUACUGCUGGGAGAAUCAGCAGUGGGCAAAUCAAGUUUGGUUCUGCGCUUUGUUAAGGGGCAGUUUCAUGAAUACCAAGAGAGCACCAUUGGUGCUGCUUUUCUAACGCAGUCAGUUUGCUUAGAUGACACAACAGUGAAGUUUGAAAUCUGGGAUACAGCAGGCCAGGAAAGGUACCACAGCCUGGCACCAAUGUAUUACCGUGGAGCCCAGGCUGCCAUUGUGGUGUUUGAUAUCACCAAUCAGGAAACCUUUGCACGGGCGAAGACUUGGGUGAAGGAACUGCAACGCCAGGCUAGUCCAAACAUUGUGAUUGCCCUGGCUGGGAACAAAGCUGACCUUUCAAGCAAGCGAGCUGUAGAGUAUGAGGAAGCCCAGGCCUAUGCAGAUGACAACAGUUUGUUGUUCAUGGAGACGUCAGCCAAGACUGCUAUGAAUGUAAAUGACCUGUUCUUGGCCAUAGCUAAAAAACUGCCAAAGAGUGAACCACAAAGUGGUCCUGGGGGAACAGCAGGCCGGGUCCGUGGAGGAGUGGACCUUAGUGAGCCAAGCCAGCCUGCAAAAACCCAGUGUUGCAGCAAUUAGAUAAAAAGAUUUGGGGUAGGGGUUUCGGGGCUGGGAAUUAUUGGAUGUCAGUUUCCUGACUCGUAUGUUGGCUAAAGGUGAGACUAAUGGGAGAGGGUGGGCUGGGUGGGUUGAGAGCAGAACAGGCUGACAGAAUUGUGACUCAAAAUAAGGAUUAUAGGAUCAAGGAAAUGUUUCAUCUCACAGAGGGACCUGAAGGAAAUGCACCUUGAAAAUAUUUGGGAUGGGCCCAAGUGGCUAGACAGAGGCUUAUGUAGAUGUACAGAACCAAGUAUUUACUGAAGGAGAUAUAAUAAAAUUCAUAGUCUCUUGUUUAACUAAGCAAGGACAAGUGGCUCUGUUGAAUUGGAGGGAGACAUCUCUUUGUUUUCAUGGAGUAGCCAAACGUGAACUUAGUUGGCUCUUUUGCCUUUUUAGCUAUGGGCACUUCUUAAUAUCUUCUGUCUUUUUCUAAAGAUAAAAAUCAGGCAAAUUUGUUGAUAAAAUGAGUUUAUCUUAUUGUGUAUUGGACCAUUAGAAAAAUGCAAGAUAUACUGUAGGUCAACAGAAGCAUUGCCUUGUCUACAAGCAUGCUUCUUGAGACAAAAAAAGCAGUUUGCAGCCUGCAGAAAUUCUUUAAUAUCUAAAGGAACCUGAUGGAUGCUCUUCCUGGUUUAAAUGCAUUAAUGGGAGGUCAAAAAUAAAUCGAGAGGGGGUGGACUUGAUUGUGUAAAUUCUUAUUUGGCUCAUGUGCUUAUUGGUAUGUAGCCCAGAGAGACUCUAGUAGGAUAUGGGUGAACUUGAAGUUACCAGCAGGUAGUCUGUAUCAAAUGGGUGAGAAUAAAAAAUUUAGAAAAGUUUGGAUGUGAGCUUAACACAGUUUGGUUAGCUGUAUGAGUUGUGGAGUUCAUGGCUCUUGAACCUGGCAUCCUGCAGUUACUGCACUGUAAGCACAGCCAAAUAUACAAAGUUGAUACUGGAUCCUUGACAAUCCAGACCAGCAAUUUGGUGGGCCUUAUUUGGCAUUUAGAGCACACUUCCACCAUUUCUUGCAUACUGGUUCAUUCAGUUUUGGAAGUGGGGUGUCUGUGUCCCAUUGUGCUAGUAUCUUCAUUGAGAUGCCUCCUGAAUAGAACAACACUUGGAUUAUUUAAUUGGGAGAAUAUAUACUUGACCUUUGUUUAGAAACUGACUGAAUUUGAAGAAGAUCGGAUAAGAGGCUUAUGGAGAACCAAUGAAAUGGCAUCUUUGCCUGGGAUGGGCUUGCUUGGCACACUCUUCCAAUGUAGUGCUAUCUUGCCUUCGCAUAUCUCCUUUAAUUUUAUUACAGAUGACUUAACAUUUCUCUAGAUUGUUUUAUUCAGAUCAAAUUCCUGUAAAUCAAUUGAAAACUGUAUGCUAAUCUUUUUUUUGUGAUCUGUGCUUAUUUAAUAUCUGCAGUAUUCUCUCUCUCUCUCUCUCUCUCUCUGCCUACAGUUGUAUUUGAGAGGCAGAUAAAAGUAAGUACACUGCAGGAAUGAUUGUCUCCAGCUGCUAGAGGGGAGUUCCACAAGGAUACACAAAGGGGUGUGUCACCAUUCAGUAUUUUUCAUUUUUACUCCUGUCUAUCAUGGGGCAGCUCUUACUUUUUGCCUCCUCUUCCUUUGCCAAACUUGGACAUGAAUGUUGUAGCCUGGAGUCCAAAAUGCAGUCUGUGCAGUUUUCUGCAGCACUUAGCCUAGCUGAGUAUUAAACCCUGAUUUAUAUAUAGAACCCUCAGUGAUGUCUGUUCUGUUAAGCUCUUUGUCAUACUGAAAAUAUGGCCAUUACCAGUAUGAAGCUAUAACGGUCUAGCAGUCAUUUUGCUUGCUGGUACAUGAAGGUAAAGUGAAAAUUAAAUGAAACCAGAAGGAGAUUCUCUACCGGCUUUGUGAACAGAAGUGUACACACUGGGAAAUUUUUACAAAUUGUGAAGCUGUUCCUUUCAGCUGCCUCUUUUCUGUGAUUUGCUGGCUGCAGGUACAGGUUGAAAGUCGUGGCAUGAAUUCUCUUGCCCUGAGAGUCCGAGGGCAGCUGACUCCCCUGUAGCAGUCUGGAAUCAAGCUGCAAUGACCUUGGUAUUUAGUAAAAGCUCACCAUGAAGGAGUGUAUAUUGCAGCCUUUUAACCCUGAUAACCUUUUUACCUUCAUUUUUAUUCAAAAAUGUUGCUAAACAAAAUACUUGCCUAAUAAAACAAAUCAGUAUACUUAAUAGUGAUUAAACUGGGAGCUGGACGCUCUGAGGUAACAAUUGUAUUUUCAGUUCUGGCAGACAAUUCACUAUGUAUUUAAUGUAAGUAAGAUUUACAACAAUGUUCUGUCUGCUUGUAUGUAUUAAAUGGACUGCCUUUCUUAUUGA